Messenger RNA from Alexandromys fortis (reed vole), 2936 nucleotides. RefSeq names its product vezatin, adherens junctions transmembrane protein (gene Vezt). The record is from RefSeq and is a predicted model, not a curated record. Gene Ontology annotation, molecular function: myosin binding. The transcript is spliced from 12 exons. Bases 97 to 2451 code for a protein of 784 amino acids. Gene Ontology annotation, biological process: cell-cell adhesion. Lineage: Eukaryota; Metazoa; Chordata; Mammalia; Rodentia; Cricetidae. Gene Ontology annotation, cellular component: plasma membrane.
CUCCCCCGAGGUGGGCAGGAGCCGAAGCCUGGGUGCUGCUUGCCCUCCCUUCCUUCAUUUCCCAUCGUGCUGAGGCGGGUGGUAUGGCGGAGAAGGAUGACACCGGAGUUUGACGAAGAGGUGGUUUUUGAGAACUCUCCCCUUUACCAGUACUUACAGGAUUUGGGACACACAGAUUUUGAAAUAUGUUCUUCUUUGCCACCAAAAAUAGAAAACUGCUUGCCGACAGAGGGACCUCACAAACCUCCCGCAAGAGUCCUACCAAAACAAGGCAUCCUGUUCAAGCUGGCAGAAAGCAUCAAGAGCUGGACGUUUUCUUCUCCGUACAGUAAGAAGGAUGACUUACUCCACAAGUUGGACACUGGAUUCCGACUGGACUCACUACAUAUCAUCCUGCAGCAGGAAGUCCUGCUACAAGAGGAUGUGGAGCUAAUUGAGCUACUUGAUCCCAGCAUCCUGUCUGCAGGGCAACCUCAACAGGAAAAUGGACACCUUCCAACCCUCAGCUCCCUGGCAACCCCUAAUGUUUGGGAUGCCUCGCUGCUGCUUGCCUUCAUUAGUUUGCUCAUUAUGCUUCCCACGUGGUGGAUUGUGUCUUCCUGGAUGGUAUGGGGAAUAAUUCUGUUUCUUUACGCGAUCACACGGGCUUUGAAACUAUGGAGGACAGCCAAGCUGCAAAUGACUCUGAGAAAAUAUAGGGCCCGUUUGGAAGACAUGGCAGCAAAUAGCCGAGCCUUCACUAACCUUGUGAGAAAGUCCCUGCGUCUUAUUCAAGAAACCGAAGUCAUUUCCAGGGGAUUUACUCUUUUGCUUGACAGGGUCAGUGCUGCUUGCUCAUUUAAUAAAGCUGGACAGCAUCCCAGCCAGCAUCUCAUCGGCCUUCGGAAAGCUGUCUACAGGACUGUGAGAGCCAACUUCCAGGCCGCAAGGCUAGCUACCCUGUACAUGCUGAAAAACUACCCCCUGAACUCUGAGAGUGACAAUGUUACCAACUACAUCUGUGUGGUACCUUUUAAAGAGCUGGGGCUCGGCCUCAGUGAAGAGCAGAUAUCAGAAGAGGAAGCUCGUAACUUGACAGAUGGCUUCAGCUUGCCGGCCUUGAAGGUUUUGUUCCAGCUCUGGGUGGCACAGAGUUCAGAGUUCUUCAGGCGCUUAGCCCUGUUGCUUUCUACAGCCAAUUCGCCCUCAGGGCCCCUACUCACUGAGGCACUCCUGCCUCACCGAGUUCUGUCUGACGUGACUCAAGGUCUACCUCACGCUCAUUCUGCCUGCUUGGAGGAGCUGAAGCGCAGCUAUGAGUUCUUCCGGUACUUUGAAACUCAGCAUCAGUCAGUACCGCAGCGUUCAUCCAAAACCCAGCCAAAGUCGAGAGAACUGAAUAAUGUUCACACGGCAGUGCGCAGCUUACAGCUCCACCUGAAAGCAUUGCUGAAUGAAGUAAUAAUUCUUGAAGAUGAGCUUGAGAAGCUUGUUUGCACUAAAGAGACACAAGAGCUGCUGUCAGAGGCCUAUCCGGUACUGGAGCAGAAGCUGAAGAUGAUUGAGCCCCACGUGCAGGCCAGCAACAGUUGCUGGGAGGAAGCCAUCUCCCAAGUGGAUAAACUGCUGCGGAGGAAUACAGAGAAAAAAGGCAAGCCUGAAAUAGCGUGUGAAAACCCACACUGCACUGCAGCACCCUUGGUACGACCUACUCUGCACAUUGAGGACAGAGACCCCAUCCCUGAGGAGCAGGAGCUAGAAGCUUAUGUGGAUGACAUAGACCUAGAAAGUGAGUUCCGGAAGGAGGAUUUGUACCACCUGACCCCGGAGGACAAAGAGAGGCAGAAGCGGGAGCAGGAAGAGUCCAGGAGGGUGCUGCAGGAGCUGAAGUCUGUGCUCGGAUUCAAGGCGUCAGAGGCGGAAAGGCAAAAGUGGAAGCAGCUUCUGUUUAGUGACCACGCUGUGUUGAAAUCCUUGUCUCCUGUAGACCCAGUGGAAUCUGUAAGUAAUUCAGAAACACCCAUGCAUUCAGAGACAGGAAAAGUCAAUAGGAAUGGUCCUGAAGAGGAAGGUAGUGAGCCCUCUCCACGUGACCCUGAAGGAAACAGGACUGAGUUUGUAUGUGACAGCCCUCCAGAGGAUGAAAACAAAGACACGUGUGGAAAUGAAGCCUUCCUGCGAGGAGCUGAAGAAAGAAUGUUCUACCAGUGUGAGAGCGAGGCCGAGUCUCCCCAGGCCGUUGCUGCUGCUGGGGCCGCUGCCCCUCAAACUCCCAGGGACUCGCUCCAGCUCUCCAUUAAGCAGAGGCUGGCCCGACUACAGUUGUCACCAGAAUUCACCUUCACCGCUGGCCUGGCUGCAGAGGUGGCUGCCAGGUCUCUGUCGUUCACCACCAUGCAGGAACAGACUUUCGGCGAUGAGGAGGAAGAACCAACAGUUGAAGGAAGUGAAAACGAGGUGGGAGAGAAAUAAAGACGGAGAUGAAGUGAUCUCUGGUCGGCCCUCCUACAAGUGUUUUAGCUUCCAGACUGGAAGGGAAUGAGUGUGUGUUUACUCUAUAUAAAGCUAAGUCGUUGAUUUACAGGGUGAGCACUGCUCUGAAACCUGACCUGAAAUUAGCAGACACCUGUGUAGGCAGGUCUUCUAGGGAUAGGAGAGGGAGGUGAGGGCAUUUUUUAAUAGACUGCUGUUUUAUUUAUGGCACGACUGAUAAUCUAGGCAAUUCUUUAAGUAUUUUAAUAGGAAAUGAACUUAUCAUUUUUUUGCCAAAAUUUGCUGCCAUAAGGGUAACAGGGGUGAUUCUUCUCUUGCAGAGCAUUAGAACGAGCUCUUUCUGCUGUGUCCUUGCAGUGUGUGACUGCAGCGAUCAUGUUAAUAUGUUGUUCGUAUUUUAUUUUGUUUAUACCACUCCUAAAACAAGGAUACAGGUUCUGAAUAAAAAUAUUUAAUUCCUACAA